GGCCACGUGUGUGUGGCGGCGGUACGGAGGAAGGCAUCUGCAGAGACCAAGCCGGAGCCGGGUGCUGACCUGACGAUGUCGCGACCCCGCCUUCUCGUGACCCGACCUGACAUUCCACCGGAGGCGCUUGCCAUGCUUCGGGAGAGGUGUGACGUCACAACCUGGGAUCAUCCGCGGCCCGUGGACAGGUCGUUCUUCCUGGACCACGUUAAGGGUGUCGACGGCCUCUUUUGCAUGGUCACAGAGAAAAUCGACAAAGAGCUACUGGAUGCAGCGGGUCCUUCUCUCAAGGUUAUCGGUACGAUGUCGGUGGGCCACGACCACAUCGACCUGAAUGAGGUCAAGGCCAGGGGCAUCAAGGUGGGUUUUACUCCAAACGUGUUGACGGACUCCACCGCCGAGCUGGCGGUGGCGCUUCUUCUGAUGACCGCCCGGCGUCUGGUGGAGGCCAGAGACCAGAUCACUAACGGCGGCUGGGCGGGCUGCGCCUGGAGCCCCUUGUGGAUGUGCGGUCAGGGGCUGGCUGGCAGCACCGCAGGAAUCGUCGGUUUGGGCAGAAUCGGGCAGGGUGUGGCCGCCCGUCUACGUCCGUUUAAUGUCAGCAAGAUUCUCUACACGGGACGUACGGAGAAACCGGAAGCACUGAUUCCCCACGUGGGGAGCGCCACGGUGAAGUCGCGCACGGAUAUGGCAACACUGACGUCACGCAACAUUCUGGCAGCACUCGACGGCAGCGCGAUGCCGGCUCAGCUUUGUUAGCGCGCCAGCACUCCGUGGAUAUCGCCACUCCGGAGUCCAUAACUAAAUCCCAUGAGUCGCGGUCAUAGGGCUCAUUGCUGCUCCUCAGUGCAUGCCACUGAUCCCAAUGCUCCUCCUUAGUGUUGUAGUAACCCCAGUCCACAGCGGUUCCCAGUAACCUCAGUUGUUCCUAAUGGUCUUCAGUGGUAACCAAUGGCUCUGUUCGGUCCGGUUAGCUGGAUCCAUUGGUCCUCAGUGGUCCUAAGUGGUCCUCGGUGGUCCCAAGUGUUCUUCGGUGGUCCCAAGUGUCCUCACUUGGUCUCAGCGGUCCCAAGUGGUCAUCGGUGGUCCCAAGUGUUCUUCAGUGGUCCCAAGUGUCCUCACUUGGUCUCAGUGGUCCCAAGUGAUCCUCGGUUGUCUCAAGUGGUCCCCACCGAUCGGCAGCGGUCGUCAGUGGCCCUUGAAUGGUCGGCAGGUCAGACGGCGCCUUCAGAAGUAAACCCUCAGGAUGUGCAGCUGGUACAGUGGUGGAUUGAGCGGCCAAAUGAAUACCUCACAGGGUGUGUUGUUACGCUGAAUCUUGCUGAUCCAACGACAUCUGUCGAACAUUCACUUGCGAUUGAGGAUGGCUAGCGGCACGUGGACUAAUCCCACCGCAAUGUUCGCUUGUAUCUGGUGGUCUUGCAAAUAAAUGAAUUGCGCUCGGCCUUGC
Molecule: messenger RNA, 1450 nt
Organism: Pollicipes pollicipes
Lineage: Eukaryota; Metazoa; Arthropoda; Thecostraca; Pollicipedomorpha; Pollicipedidae
Product: glyoxylate reductase/hydroxypyruvate reductase
Cellular component (GO): cytosol
Molecular function (GO): NAD binding; hydroxypyruvate reductase (NADH) activity; glyoxylate reductase (NADPH) activity
Source: RefSeq, a predicted model, not a curated record